Diatraea saccharalis (sugarcane borer) is the source of this 1467-nucleotide messenger RNA. The record is from the annotation of a GenBank genome assembly. NCBI's taxonomy places the organism in Eukaryota, Metazoa, Arthropoda, Insecta, Lepidoptera, Crambidae.
AUGAGUAUACUAAUGAAAAGUUGUUUUAACUACGCUAUCAAGGAAAUAUUAUUUGUUGUUAGUUUGCUACUACUUGGUGGUAUAGAAGCCACAGUAAAUCCAAGAUUCUAUCCUCGAUACCAUUUGGCUCCCCCUUACGGAUGGAUGAACGAUCCCAACGGAUUCUGCGUUUACAAGAAUGAAUAUCAUCUAUUCUAUCAAUUCAAUCCCAACAGCAGUUUAGAACCUGGAAUAGCUAACUGGGGACAUGCUAAGAGCAAAGACUUAUUUCACUGGGAACAUCUCCCAAUAGCACUUUUUCCAGAUCAGUCAUACGAUGAUGUUGGAGCGUUCUCUGGGAGCGCUAUAGUUGAAGAUGGAAAUAUGUAUUUAUUCUAUACUGGCAACGGGAAAACGCAACAGACACAAGAACUUGCUUUAAGUAACGAUGGUUAUCAUAUAUUUAAAUACCAACAGAAUCCUAUAAUUAUUGGUGAGGCUCGUCAACCUAAUUUCAGAGAUCCGAAAGUGUGGAAGCACAAAGGAACAUAUUAUAUGGUGUUGGGAAAUUCUUUCGUAAAACACAAUAAAAGAUAUGGUCGUGUUCUUUUAUACAAGUCCAAGGAUAAAUAUAACUGGUGCGAAGUUGCAAUUCUUGCUGAAUCUGAUGGUUUUCUGGGUUAUAUGUAUGAAUGUCCAGACUUCUUUGAAAUUGAUGGAAAAUUUAUUCUCAUGUUUUCACCACAAGGCGUCGAACCACAAGGGGACUCGUACAAAAAUCUUUAUCAGACUGGUUAUAUAGUCGGCAAUUUUGAUUAUAGAACUAAAAAGUUCAAACCUAUUACUCCAUUUAUUGAAUUAGAUCAUGGUCAUGACUUUUAUGCUACACAAUCUAUUGAAGAUAAUGUUGGUCGCAGAAUUGUCAUUGCUUGGCUCGACAUGUGGGAAACUAACUAUGCAGAAGCAAAAGAUGGUUUCACAGGGCAAAUGACUAUACCCAGAACAUUGACACUUUCCAAAAACAACAGCCUCCUACAGAAACCAGUAUCAGAAAUUUCCACAAUAAGAGAUAAAACUUUGUACAAAGGCUCAAAUAAGACAAAAGUAAAAGUAGCAUUGAUUGAUAAAAUUGGUGAGAUACUCGUCACAGCAAAGCGAGGCACAAGUUUUGAUGUGGUCAUAAAAUCUAAUGAUUCGUCUGCUACAGCAACUCUCAGCUAUGAUAGCGCAUCUCAAUACGUAUCCUUGAAUCGUGGUGGUAAAGAUGGAGUACGACGUGCUAAAUGGAUACCAAAAGGAAAUAUAAAAUGGCAAAUAUUCGUCGAUGCUAGCUCUAUAGAAUUGUUCUGUGGUGACGGUGAGUUGACUUUCUCAAGUAGAUUUUUCCCAAAAACUGAUAUUUCUGUCAGCCUUAUAAGCACCACUCCUGUCAACAGCUUUAUAGUUAAUGCAUUGCAACGUAGUGUCCCUUAUGUAUGUGGUAUUUGA